This is a messenger RNA of Danaus chrysippus (African queen), 4563 nucleotides long. The record is from the annotation of a GenBank genome assembly. Lineage: Eukaryota; Metazoa; Arthropoda; Insecta; Lepidoptera; Nymphalidae.
AUGGAUGUAAGCAAAAUUCUUAGGACCGUGAAUAAUCUUAAUGAUUAUAUAGUAGCUACCCAAGAAGUUAUAAAUAAACCUAGUAACUCGAAAAUACAAUUCAAUAUGUCUACUGUUCUUUCGCUUAAAAAAAUUCGCUCAUUAGAAAUUGAAAAAAUACAGUCAAAACAUGCAACAUUAUCAAAUAUAUUAGUCCAGGACUUAAUCGAAUGUCUUCUAGAUUUGGCUACAAGCACCCAACCCAGUAUUCAUCAGAGGCAAAAAAUACUGCGGUGCAUCAAUACUGUAUGCGCUGAAUCAAGUCGCGAAAUAAGAUUUGCGUUAAGAAAAAAACUUGGACACUAUUUUGUGAAGUUAUCCACAAUACUCUCAUCAUGUGGUGAUAUUAGAGUCCAAUUUUCUAUACUGGAGACAUUAUUACGUUGGCUCAUUCCUCGGCAUGACCUGGCAUUAAGGAAAGAAGCAGCGGUACUUUGGUUUCCAGAUGAAAUGUAUGAUGAUUCAACCAGGUGUAUAUUCUUAGAACGACCCUGGCAGAACUUUUGUAAGGAGCCGAGUAGAGAUUAUUAUUUGGAUGUGAAUUCCAGCACUAAAUGUGUGUCGCUGAUAGUUGAACCGAGUCUAUCAGAUAUUUUGGGCAAAUCUGAGUCUGAUGCUUUGGUCAUUAGCAGGGAAAACACCGUCUUCAUAAAAAUGUAUAGUGAGUCCAACCAAGUGUUGAUAUCAGCGAGGGUGUUGGACCCUCAGCUAUUAUAUCCAUCAAGAGCUGUAAAAGACAACCAGGUCCAAGCAUUGAUCAGUUCCAGGAGUAUUAUUAAGCUGGAUAAAGCUCUGAGGAAGAUAUUUGAUGAAAAGUAUGAGCUUCUUAUAGACUUACAAAAAUCUCUGCCGAAUUCACCGGACGAAAAAAAGCAACAGAAUGUGGGAGAAAUGAGGUUGUCAAAUUCCGUCAAUACUAAUAGAUUAACACGUUCAGGUUACAUAGCAAGGACCAAACAUCCAGACUCAUGGAAAUCUCCAUCAUCAGCAUCAACCUCGUCUCUUGCUAUGCUGCGAGAUAAAUUAACAGCCUUUCCCAGUUACAAGUACGACAAAGAACCAGUAACUGUAUGUGCAUUGCCACAACUGAGUCGCGUCACUGAAAUAUCCGAAGAAGAUAAGUGUAGCGUGAACACAGAUAGUACAUACAAACUUCGCACUUAUGGCGUAAGAAAUAAGGGACACAACGAAAUAAUUACCGAGCAAGAUAGCAUAUGUACGAGUCCAAGACGCGAUGAUAGUUCAGUCAGUUGUCUCCUUGUUGCGACUUUGGGUUCGAAUGAAUCGGUAAUAAAUGAUACGCUGGAACGUUUGCCGAAAGACAGGGAAAUACAUACAGAUAAUAUAGUACAGUUACUAGCCGUAGAAGCGGUGGAGGGCAAUAAAACUGACUGUGGCGUAGUUAAUUUUGGGAAAAAUGAUGAUUUUAACACUAAUAUCAUAGAGGGUAGUCAGCAAAAUGAUAUAAACGUUAAUAUUAGUACUAAAGGUAUAAUAAAUAGUGUUGUAGAUGAAACUAUAUUGAACGCUAAAGAUAAAAUGCCGUUCGAAGAUAAGCUUGAUGAAAUAGGAAGGGACAAACAGACGUACGACGUUGAUACAGUAGAAGAUUUCUUCUCGCAGCAUUGUGUGGAAAACAGAAAUGGGGAAUUACUUAUUAGUCCAAGUCUAGCUAAAAAAAUUAAUGAAACGAGUUCAGAGAGUAGUUUCGACUUUGAUGUUGAUGGCAACAUGAUGGAUGGGUCACAACACUACAUGUUCAAUUUCGAUGACACGGAAGUAGUCGAGUGUUUGAAUGAUAUAGUUGAUAAGGUCUGCGAGGAUCUCGACAAAUGUACCGAAUAUUUGAGAAGUGAAAUUGAGAAUUUUAACGUAAACGAUGAAAUUAAUGAGGCUGGAAACGAACCUCUGCGGGAAAUCAACGAAAACGUAAGAACAUACUCCAGACAGAAUGUUAGACGACUGAAACUACAAUACACUAAGAAGAACACGGCAAAUACGAAAAAGCAAAAUAAAUUAAUUACUGAACCAAUCAAAAGAAUGACUACUAUCGUUGAAAGGGAAAGUGAAAUAGAAAAAAGUGUCCUAAAUAAAAGCCCUGAAUCUAAUAAUGAUCCAAGUGAUGUAGAUAAGCCAUUGACUACCAGGAAACGGAAACUGUACUCACCCAAAGAUGAACGCAAAGUGAAUGAAAAAAGCGGCGUUCAUAUAUCAGAAACUGAAGACGAUCAUUCCAUGUUAACUGCUCCUCCAAAAGUAGAUUCAACCCCAAAAACUGUGCCUCCCUCAUAUAAAAAUAUACAGAAGAAUCGUCGAUCUUCCGCUAGGAAGUUACGGAGUGGAAGAGGCAAGGAACUCUCACCAAAGACACAAAAGCUGAAUGCAAUUUUUGAUAAUUUAAAAAGGAAGGAUGAUGGUGGAGAGAAAAUAAAAUUAGCCGAUAAAAAAAAGAGCCGAAGAAAAUUUGAUGUUUAUAACUUCUCUAGUGACAGCGACGACGAAGAUUUUAGGAGAAAAAUUGAUAUAAAGAAGAAAAAUAGAUCGUCUACUACGAGAAGCGAGGUAGUUACCAGAUCUACCAGAAGUAGAAAAUCAAAGAGGAAUAAUAACAAUAAUACGCAGAAGAAAAUAGAUUCUACUUCACAAACUAAUAAACGAAAAGCGAGACAGAAAGCUAUAAAAGAGAAAAGAACGCCACAAAAAAAACAUAUUCCUGAACAAAAAGACGAGAUAGUUGAUGAAGGAAUGAGGGAAGUAAUUGUCGUGUUAAACACAUCAUUAAGAGCAGAGGAAAGAAGAGAUUCGAUACACGAAGAAGUUGAACCAAAUAUCAAUAAGAAACCGGAAAUGGAAGUAAUGGAAGAUACGUAUACAAAUAAUAGAACAACUCGGAGAAGGAAGAAUCUAUCAUUGAAGGUCAAAGGUGAUGAGACUUGUGAUAAAGACCAAUUAGCCACUUGUGAUAAAGAUCAAUUAGCCACUUGUGAUUUAGAUCAAUCAGUGAAAUCCAGCUCUCUACCUGGACUUAUCAUAGAAACGGUUGACGCUCAAGUACACAAAGACGCCGAUGACUCAAUCACGGUAACAAUGUUGGAGAAAUAUAAAAAUAUAUAUGAAAAUGAACAGCUACCAGAUGUAUCAGAAAUAAAUACCACUCAUAACCUACUGUCGGACCUGGAACACGUCAGUUAUGAUCCAGUCUUGAAUAUGACAGAGGAAUUGGAAACGAAACAAAAAUCAAAGAAAAGAUCUCCAAGCGACGAUGUCGAUAGAAAUAUUACUAAGAGAUCGAAGAGUUCAGAAAUACAAGUUAUAAAUAUAUCGGAACUAUCUGAGAAGACUGAUAAGAGUAUACUGACUUUAGGGAAAUCACCAAUAACUGGGCAUGGUGACUUGAACGAAUCACCUCCGCAUCUGACGCUGCUGAAGGAACAAGUGGAACCUAGAGGUUUAGAUACGCAAGACUUGAAUCAAUCCAUGAAAAAUUACUUCGACAGACUCACCAGGGAAAUAUACGAAGAAUCGAACGCUUUAAAUACAAAACUACGAGAAGAUAUCCAUAAUAUAUUAGAACAAUCCCCAUUAAAGUUGAACAAAAGUGUACAAUCUCCAACAGUUUCUAUCAAGAGAUUAAGCCCAAAAGAAAUCAGUAAAUGGCUUCCAACGAAAUACAAUUCCGUUUUCGGCUCAAAUCAAAGUUCAGAAAUCGAUUCACCCGUCCGUAUAACGAGAAGUCACACUAGGAGCCUACAACCGAAAAACUCAUCGCAAACUAAUACGAUAAAAUCAAAAAUUGUAACAAGAAAAUCGGUUAUAUCACCGAUUAAAAUGUUCGGUGAUACGACCAAAGAAAAAUCGGUUACGUCAGAACAAGAUGAAUACUUGGACCAUAUAAAGAAACUGAUGACCAGAAAUAUAUCAAAAACAGCGAUUUCUACGACAGAAUCCAGGUGUAAUCCUCGUAUUAUUAGAAAGAAUGAUAAAACUCCAACGGCUAGUACUAUUAAUGAUUCAGAGAAAAAAUCCCCGAUCUUUGAAUUAUCUAACAAAGGGCGCGGGAACAGAUACGAUUCAGUCAGCGGGACUAUUUCCAGUGUCAGCGAUUGGCUUAAUAGAAACGAACGUAUGAAACUUAAUAAAGCCGAGAGUGCCGACCUGCCGUUCAAAGAUAAUUUGGAACAUAUAUUGGAGAAGUUGGACACAAGUCUCAAUGAGAUCCAUGAUCAGACGAGCAGAAGAUUCGUGAGUAUGUUUGUGGACGCUCAGAAACAUCUCACAGAAUUAAAGGAGAAACGUCGCCGCUUGUACAAGGAGACAGCUGUUAGUGUUAUAACAGAAAUUGUAGCAGUUAUGGACAAGAAGUUCGCUGAUUUGGAACGAAGGUCUCAAGAUUUAGAUGAAGAGUUUAUAAGUGGUUUGAAAGAAAAAGCCGGUGAUCUGAUGAGUGAGGACUGUAAGCAGAAGAGGCUCAUGGUGAAAAUGAUGAAGGAAGACGUCCAAGCUGUACUGGAUCAUAUCAAUUGA